This is a messenger RNA of Cetraspora pellucida, 726 nucleotides long. NCBI's taxonomy places the organism in Eukaryota, Fungi, Glomeromycota, Glomeromycetes, Diversisporales, Gigasporaceae. The record is from the annotation of a GenBank genome assembly.
AUGAAUACACGUAGAACUCGAAAAGAGCCACGAGAUAACACAUCCCGCAGGACGGGCCCUUGGGAACCUCAGGAAGACGAAAAACUACUAGAGAUAGUAAGAGAAUUAGGAGUUAAGCAUUGGAAACUCAUCGGAAUUAGACAUGGUCUACGUGAUGGAAAGCAAUGUCGCGAACGAUGGCAUAAUCAUCUAAACCCUGAUUUAACAUAUGGACCCUUGACUCCCGAAGAGGACAAAAAAAUACUGUCAUUUUAUUCCGAAAUGGGCACAAAAUGGGCAGUAAUGAGUCAAUUAUUAAGAAGACCAGCUAAUCUAAUAAAAAAUCGGUAUUAUUCUUCACUGUCUAAAAAACGUGACCAUGCCGCGAUAGAUGAUUCAGAUGAUUCCACAAGUAGUGCUUGUGCUUCCCCUAGACCAAAAAAAUGUCGGAUUACUAAAGUUGCUACUACAUCGGCUUCUCUAAGUAAUGACGAACUGUCACAGCAUUCUAAUUCUCGGAAAAAAUCAUUUAAACCAAUUUCACUGGAAAAUUCACCCGUUGAACGGUGGAUUCCUGAAGGCCAUCGUUAUCCAACGCGUCAUCAAGUAAAUUCAUGGCAUUCUUUAAAGACUCCAAUUUCCAGUCCUGAAGCCGUAGAGAUUCCAUGUCUUGAUUUGAACUGUCCUACUCAUAACUAUACAGCUUUAGAGCAACUUGCAGACUUAGCGAUUCAGAAUGCAAGGUAA